Molecule: messenger RNA, 1144 nt
Organism: Hymenoscyphus albidus
Lineage: Eukaryota; Fungi; Ascomycota; Leotiomycetes; Helotiales; Helotiaceae
Source: the annotation of a GenBank genome assembly
AUGGCGCCGAUAACCUUUGGGCCCGCACAUAGGCAGUGGAAGUACCAGCCAGAGAGUAAGACGUAUGAUGUCUCAGGUUCGGAGACCGGUGAGAAAUUGAAGAUUGAGACGAGUGCGGGUGUGCAGGGGACGAGUGUGGUUCUUGAUCCGGGAAAGACUGCGUUCGUUAUUGUGGAUAUGCAGAAUUACUUUUUGGAUGGGAGGUGUAUGGAUCAUCCUAAUGGGAUCGCGGCGAUUGAACCGACGAUUAAGGUGUUGGAUGGGUGUAGAAAGACGGGUGUACAGGUAUGUAACCUCUCUCUUAAAUCCUUUAUUCAUCAAUUCUCUUGUCUGCAUGAAUCAGAGUUGAGAAGUGGCAGGAGUGAGAUACUUAGGAGGCAAGUCACUGAUGCACACCUGUCAGGUAGUCUGGCUCAACUGGGGCCUCACCGACCUAGAUCUCGAAUCCAUGCCUGCAGGUAUCCAACGCGGCUUCAUGAAAGAUACACUGCUGGCCUCCACCUCCCAGAUCCGUCCUUGGGUCGGUCUCGGUUCCGAGCUGCCAGAUGACCAAGGACGAGUCCUUUUCAAGGGAUCUUGGAAUGCGGAUAUCUAUCCCAGACUCAAGGUUCAUAUCCAAGAAGAGGAUGUGCAUUGUGCUAAGAAUCGCAUGAGUGGGUUGUGGAGAGAGUAACAGGAGCUGUUCAGCUAUUUGAAGGACGCGGGAAAGGAGACGAUUUUGUUUGCGGGGGUUAAUACGGAUCAGUGUGUGCUGGGGGCUUUGACGGAUGCGUAUAAUAAUGGAUGGAAUUGUGUGUUGAUUAAUGAUUGUUGUGGAACUACCACGAAGGGGGCGAGGGAAGUGGUGGUUGGGAAUGUUGGAGUGAGUACUGUACCGAAUUGUGUGCUUUGGAGGGGAUUGAUUACUGACCGGUGUCUUGAUAUAGGAUCAUUACGGGUUUGUUAUCGAUAGCAAGGGCUUCGCGGCUGCGGGUUCUGGAAAAGCGGGAUGAUGAUAAUGAUGUGAUGUGAUGGGUGGGAAAUUGUACGAGUACUGGUAUUCUUGAUUGUCGUGUCGCAGUGAGUAAUCUGGUUGCUUUUGUGGGGAUGGUGUUGUGCAUUGCCGAUGGUCUUAUGCUUACCAGUGUAUAUCCGAUAAAUGCAU